Trichechus manatus latirostris (Florida manatee) is the source of this 1285-nucleotide messenger RNA. It is a transcript of the gene BRIX1, whose product is annotated as biogenesis of ribosomes BRX1. The coding region runs from base 35 to 1096 and encodes 353 amino acids. NCBI's taxonomy places the organism in Eukaryota, Metazoa, Chordata, Mammalia, Sirenia, Trichechidae. The record is from RefSeq and is a predicted model, not a curated record. Gene Ontology annotation, molecular function: rRNA binding. The transcript is spliced from 10 exons. Gene Ontology annotation, biological process: ribosomal large subunit assembly; rRNA processing. Gene Ontology annotation, cellular component: nucleolus.
GAAGGAAGGCGAAGAGCGAAGGCCGUGAGACAAGAUGCCGGCGGUCAAGAGGAAACGGCGUGGAGAUCCGGCGAUCCAGACCAAGAAGCCAAAAAAGAACAAAAAAGAUGCCGAGCGGCCGACUAAGCUGCACGACACGGCAGAGGAGGCCGAGGAGGAGGAUAGAGAUCGUAUCCCAGGUCCUGUUUGCAAGGGCAAGUGGAAAAAUAAGGAACGGAUUCUCAUCUUUUCUUCCAGAGGAAUAAAUUUUAGAACAAGACACUUAAUGCAAGACUUAAGAAUGUUGAUGCCUCAUUCUAAAGCAGAUACUAAAAUGGAUCGUAAAGAUAAGUUAUUCGUGAUUAAUGAGGUCUGUGAAAUGAAAAACUGCAAUAAGUGUAUAUAUUUUGAAGCCAAGAAAAAACAGGAUCUAUAUAUGUGGCUUUCAAAUUCACCUCAUGGGCCAUCUGCUAAAUUCCUUGUGCAAAAUAUUCAUACCUUAGCUGAACUAAAGAUGACUGGAAACUGUUUGAAAGGUUCUCGACCCCUUUUGUCUUUUGACCCUGCGUUUGAUGAAUUACCACAUUAUGCUUUGUUAAAAGAACUCUUAAUUCAGAUCUUUUGUACACCACGCUAUCAUCCCAAAAGCCAGCCAUUUGUGGACCAUGUGUUCACUUUCACCAUUUUGGAUAAUAGGAUAUGGUUUCGGAACUUUCAGAUUAUAGAGGAAGAUGCUGCUCUUGUAGAAAUAGGACCUCGUUUUGUCUUAAAUCUCAUAAAGAUUUUCCAGGGAAGUUUUGGAGGACCGACUUUAUAUGAAAAUCCUCACUACCAGUCACCAAACAUGCAUCGCCGUAUCAUAAGAUCCAUCACAGCUGCGAAAUACAAAGAGAAACAGCAAGUCAAAGAUGUGCAGAAACUGAGAAAGAAAGAACCAAAGACUAUUCUUCCACAUGAUCCCACUGCAGAUGUUUUUGUUAUACCAGCUGAGGAAAAACCGAUAGAAAUAGAGUGGGUAAAACCAGAACCAAAAGUUGAUUUGAAAGCAAGAAAGAAAAGGAUAUACAAACGGCAAAGAAAAAUGAAACAGAAGGUGAACAGUGGGAAUGCAAAAUGAAUCAAUAUGAUAACUAAUUUGUUUUUCAGUUAUUUUGUAUUUAAUUUCUAUUCAGUUUGUAAGUACUUUUAUUAUCCAGGACUGUCUAAUUAGUGUGGCAUUUAAAAGAAAGAGAAAAAUUAAAUGCCAAGGAUUUUUUAUGAAUUCAGUGGUGUCUGUGCGUUUCUAAAUAAAACAUCAGAACUCAUC